AUGAUUUCCAUAGGCAGCCGCUUAUCAGCAGCCAUAGGCCGACUCAGAGAUGUCGUCUAUCGAGUUGACGAAAAGAUCAAUACCUCUACUUUUGGACGGAUAUUUCGCCUGAGAGGCUGUGGUCACGAGGACGAGAUUCAAGAUGCGACAUUCUCAAGGGAGUUUCGAGCUGGCCUGACCACCUUCGCCACAAUGUCCUACAUCAUUGCAGUCAACGCGCAUAUCUUGGCAGACACCGGCGCCAACUGUGUAUGCAAAAACCAAACGGAUGUUGGUAUCUGCUCCAAUGAGACUGAAUACUUGAUUUGUCAGAAUGCUACGGCCGCUGUCGCCGGCUUCUCCAGCAUUCUUUUCGGAUUUCUCACCAAUCUUCCAGUCGCAUUGGCACCGGGAAUGGGCCUCAACGCCUACUUCACGUACCAAGUCGUCGGCGUUCGAGGCACUGGAUCGAUCCCAUAUGGCCUGGCUCUGACAGCGGUGUUUGUAGAGGGGUUCAUCUUCAUCCUACUUGCGAUAACCGGCAUGCGACACUGGCUCGUCAAGAUAGUACCAGGCACCCUCAAGACCGCGUCCGGAGUUGGCAUCGGCUUGUUCCUCACUCUUGUGGGAAUGUCUUACGGCAAUGGCAUUGGUCUUGUUACUGGAAGCGUGUCAACCCCCUUGGCGAUUGGCGGCUGCCCGCCCGAGGAUCUGUACCGUGGCGAAUGCCCCAAUAAUAUCAUGCAGAGCCACAAGAUGUGGCUCGGAAUAUUUGGCGGUCUUCUAACGGCCUGGCUCAUGGCUUUCCGGGUCAAGUCAGCAAUCAUCAUCGGCAUUGCCAUCGUUUCGAUUCUCUCAUGGCCGCGCAACACCUCACUCACAUACUUUCCUCACACGGAUGAAGGCGAUUCCCGAUUUGAAUUCUUCAAAAAGAUUGCUGAUUUUCACCCAAUCCAGCACACCCUUGGAGCCCAAGAAUGGGAUUUGUCAGGAGGCAACGGCGCAAAGUUUGCUAUUGCCGUCUUUACCUUCCUAUAUGUGGACAUCAUAGACUGCACCGCCACUCUGUAUUCUAUGGCGCGUUUCUGCAACAAGGUUGACGAAAAGGACGGAGAUUUCCCUCGCUCAACACUGGCAUACUGCACGGAUGCCGCCUGCAUAUCGUUUGGAUCCCUGCUUGGGUGCUCUCCUGUGACAGUCUUUGUCGAGAGCGGAGCGGGAAUCGCCGAAGGCGGACGGACUGGCCUGACAGCAAUCAUUACCGGCAUUUGCUUCCUUGUGUCGAUUUUCUUUGCGCCCAUUUUUGCAUCAAUCCCACCAUGGGCAACGGGAUGCACUCUAAUUCUGGUCGGUUGUCUGAUGAUCCGUCAGGUGGUUGCUGUCAACUGGGGCUACAUAGGCGAUGCCCUUCCGUCCUUUGUCACAAUUUGCUUCAUCCCAUUCAGCUACAGCGUGGCUUAUGGUCUUAUCGCAGGCAUAUUCGUCUAUACUGUGAUCAACUCUCUCAUCUGGAUCGUGAUGUUUGUGAGUGGCGGCGAACUUGAGCCUUGGGAGUACAACCGCAAGGAGUACUGGACCUGGAAGCCUGCGGGGAGAAAGCCAUGGCUUUUCCGGGUCUUCACCAAAGGCCAAUACUGGGCAGAGGAACGACUUCAUCUCAAGAAAGAUGGCUCGGAUGUACGAUCGAUCCAGCGUCAAUCUGCGACCGAGUCCGAGGAAAAGCCACUUGAAGACCGUUUCUCGGCUGCCUCGGUAUCAAUGCCCCCUCGCGCUGCACUUCUGUAG
Molecule: messenger RNA, 1764 nt
Organism: Pyricularia oryzae 70-15
Lineage: Eukaryota; Fungi; Ascomycota; Sordariomycetes; Magnaporthales; Pyriculariaceae
Product: inner membrane protein yieG
Exons: 9
Coding region: 1-1764 (587 amino acids)
Biological process (GO): transmembrane transport
Cellular component (GO): plasma membrane
Molecular function (GO): purine nucleobase transmembrane transporter activity
Source: RefSeq, a predicted model, not a curated record